Lichtheimia ornata is the source of this 1389-nucleotide messenger RNA. RefSeq lists its product as uncharacterized. Gene Ontology annotation, cellular component: cell septum; cytoplasm. Lineage: Eukaryota; Fungi; Mucoromycota; Mucoromycetes; Mucorales; Lichtheimiaceae. Gene Ontology annotation, biological process: establishment of cell polarity; positive regulation of G2/M transition of mitotic cell cycle. The transcript has 3 exons. Bases 1 to 1389 code for a protein of 462 amino acids. The record is from RefSeq and is a predicted model, not a curated record.
AUGACACGAGAUCGCCAUUACCCAUUGCAAGCUGACGUUGUUGUCCAAGAGGCGAAGGAGGAGGAGGAGAAAGACAAAAUCCCUCCAGUGCCCAAAACGAAGCGUAGCAACAAACAACAACAACAACAGCACCGUAGAGCCAAAAGCACCCCCAAUAAUAUGGCCAAUUAUAUCAAACAGCACGAGAUCCCGCCAGAUCCACAUACCUUUGGCACAACAACAGCUCCCCAUCUCAUUUGGGUCCCAGCGCAUAAACAUCCACAAAUAGCUCCUAGCGAAUUUGCAGCAUGGAUUGAAACCUAUACAGCAGCCCACCAAGAAGGAGAAGGGCGUGCCAAUUCAUCAUGUCUUCGUCGACAAAAGUCCAAGCUAUCAACGUAUUAUACCUCUGAUCAAGUAGAAGAUGAUAAAACGUAUGUCUUUGACCGAUAUUCAACAUCGGAAGACCUUUCGCCGAUUCUUGUACCACGUGAAAGUAGAUCAUUGUCUCGGCGUUCUGCAUUAUCCAGUCGUGGUCGGAAUGCUAUCCGUCGUAAAUCACUCACUACGAUUGAGGAGCGUCGUCAUAGCAACCACAAAGAGCAACAGCAGCAGGAGCAGGAACCCAUUCCAGCAGGUGGCAUUAAACUCUAUGAUCGACCUGUGAAUAUGAGUGAAUGGGUGGAUUUGGGAAAUGCAAUGGAAGAGGAUAGCACCAUGUUAUCACGCGUUCAUGAUGUUGAGGCGCAGGUGUGGACACAGCCGACAAAACCAACAAAGCGACGCAAUAUGAACUUACCGCCGCCACCACCGCCACCGCCACAUCAACAAUUACCAGUAACAAAUGAAAAGAAACAACCACAACAGCAGCAACGAAAGAGCCUUAAGCAAUCCUUUACGCUCAGCAAACAAAAAUCCAACAAGUGGAUGGGUGGAUUGUUUAAAAAGAAUGAGAGCAACAACAACGACGAUAGCAGCAACAACAAAAAAAGUGGUCUGGGUUCAUUGAUCACAAGGUCUUUAUCUCUAAAGUCAUCCAAUAGUAGUAAAAGGAAAAAGCAGCAUCAUCAUCGUCUAUCACAACAAGAAUCACGAUCAUCGCCACCUCCACCAACAACCACCACCACCACCAUCAUACCAACCAUGAUCAAAGAAGGUCGUGAGCGAUUGCCUUUACAUAUUGAACGUGCUAUUUAUCAUUUAUCGCAUGUCAAACUUACCAAUCCUAAACGACCUUUACAUCACCAAGUCAUGAUAUCCAACUUUAUGUUUUGGUACCUAUCGAUACAGCAACAGCAGCAGCAGCAACAACAACAACAAUUCAUGCUUCCUCCUUUACCACCUCAACAUCAUUAUCAAUCUGUUCUUCAACAUGGAUCAUUGAAUAUGUGUUCACCACAGCCAUGUUAA